CAGAGAACAGUGCUCAUGCAUUAUCAUAAUAACAUGUGGUGGUCUUCAAGAAAGGCUCUUCAAUGGCGGCCUCCAUAUUUUACUUGGGUUUCGGUUCUCUUGCUUUUCAUCAUCCCUUUUGCUGUGAUCUUAUCAGGCACUGCCUCUUCAUCCUUUUCGCUGUUUUGGGGCUACCGCACGUGGAGAACUAGAGGGAUUCUGAGUCCUACUUCCCUCACCAAUGCUGCGUUGAAUGCUAAGCAGGACGAUGAACGUUUCAAUAUUGUAAAAGAAAUACCUCAUCAGCCUCCCUCUAACCGCAGCAGCUCUUCUGUGCAUCAAAAUGGCUCCUUCAAUCACCAGAAUCUGCUUCAACCUUCUCCUGCAGAAGGCGAGGAAGAAGGAAAGAAUGGGAAGGAGGAGCUGGAGAGUAAAGGAGGGCAUGGCAGAAACAGUACAAGUGAAGUUGCAGUUAAGAGGUAUAGCAAGAGAGAAAGAGUGGAAGCCGUUUUGGCUAAAGCCAGGUCUGCCAUUAGAGAAGCUGCUAGAAAUGGCAGUAUGAUAUCUACCCACCAUGACCCUGAUUACGUUCCCCAAGGCCCCAUCUAUCACAAUGCCAACGCCUUCCACAGGAGUUACUUGGAGAUGGAAAAGGAGUUCAAGAUAUAUGUAUACUCAGAAGGGGAGCCUCCAAUCUUUCACAAUGGACCCUGCAGGAGCAUAUACUCUACAGAAGGCAGGUUCAUUCACCAAAUGGAAAAGGGAAACUUGUUCAGAACUAAAGAUCCAGACGAGGCGUUGGUGUAUUUCCUGCCGUUCAGUGUGGUGGUAAUGGUUCGGUAUCUUUACGUCCCUGGCGCCCAUGACAUGCACCCCAUCGGCCGGACCAUCGCCGACUAUAUCAACGUUAUUUCUUCCGCACAUCCCUUCUGGAAUCGAAGCCUCGGCCUCGAUCACUUCAUGCUCUCUUGCCAUGACUGGGGGCCGUAUUCAACAACGUACGUUCCGAAUCUGUUCAACAACUCAAUCAGAGUAUUAUGCAACGCAAAUACCUCCGAAGGCUUUAAUCCCCGGAAAGACGUCUCGUUACCGGAAAUCAACCUCAAGACCGGCGAGAUCUUCGGACUCCUCGGCGGGCCCUCCCCCUCCAGGCGCUCCAUCCUGGCCUUCUUCGCCGGAGGUCUACACGGACACAUUAGGCACCUUCUCCUAGACCGUUGGAAAGGCAAAGACGAAGACAUCCUAGUGUACGAAAAGCUCCCCGGCGGCGGCCCUUCCUACGAGUCGAUGCUGAAAAAUAGCCGGUACUGUUUAUGUCCGAGCGGGUACGAAGUGGCCAGCCCGAGAAUCGUGGAGGCGAUCUAUGCGGAAUGCGUUCCGGUGUUGAUUUCGGACGGGUACGUGCCCCCUUUCAGCGAUGUUCUGAACUGGAAAGCGUUCUCGGUGACGGUGGAGGUUAAAGAUAUUGAGAACUUGAAGACGAUUCUGAUGGGGAUUUCUCAGAGACAGUAUCUGAGGAUGCACAGGAGAGUUAAACAGGUGCAGAGGCACUUCGUGAUCAACGGACCUCCCAAGAGAUUUGAUCUGUUUCACAUGAUUGUUCACUCGAUCUGGCUCAGGAGAUUGAAUGUUCGAGUUCACGAUAGAUGAACUUUUGAUUAUUUCAAUUCUACUCCCAUUUUCGAUUACCUGUUCCCUAGUUUCUUUGCCUAGAUUUUCAUUUCUUCAAGAACAAAUUGGAGAAUUUCUAGGGUAAAUGAAAAUGCAAUGUUUGUUCAAA
Ipomoea triloba (trilobed morning glory) is the source of this 1759-nucleotide messenger RNA. Its product is annotated as probable glycosyltransferase At5g03795. The transcript is spliced from 4 exons. NCBI's taxonomy places the organism in Eukaryota, Viridiplantae, Streptophyta, Magnoliopsida, Solanales, Convolvulaceae. Bases 16 to 1629 code for a protein of 537 amino acids. Gene Ontology annotation, molecular function: glycosyltransferase activity. The record is from RefSeq and is a predicted model, not a curated record.